Messenger RNA from Selaginella moellendorffii, 549 nucleotides. RefSeq names its product probable C-terminal domain small phosphatase. The record is from RefSeq and is a predicted model, not a curated record. Gene Ontology annotation, molecular function: phosphoprotein phosphatase activity. NCBI's taxonomy places the organism in Eukaryota, Viridiplantae, Streptophyta, Lycopodiopsida, Selaginellales, Selaginellaceae. Bases 1 to 549 code for a protein of 182 amino acids. The transcript has a single exon.
AUGGAGAGGGGGGUGCUGGUGCUGGAUCUAGACGACACGCUGAUUUGCAGGAAGAACUCCACUAUCGUCAAGAGGCCUGGCCUAGAAGCGUUCCUCAGCAAGAUGGCGCAAGUAUACAAGCUCAUAAUCUUCAGCGCAUCAGACUCAAAGCAUGUUAACGAUUGUGUGGCCGGGUUUGGGGCAUUUGCGCAUCUGAUCAGCGAGGUAUACAGCAUCAAGGAUUGCACCAGGUGCCGACAGGGAUUUGUCAAGGACGUGUCCAAGCUUGCUACGUGCAACAUGAAGAGGCUAGUCUGGGUGGAUGAUGUUCGCCUCAACUUCAGGCUGUGCCCGCACAAUGGCAUCGAGAUCAGGCCAUUCAAAGGAGAAGCAGAUGAUAGGGAGCUUGAGAAGUUGACACCUCUUUUGCUCGAGCUGUCCAAGGUGGAGGACGUGACGCAGUUCCUGUGGAAUGGCCAGCCAAAGGUGUCGGAAGCACAAGUGCAGUCUGCCAAGAAUCUUGUCAAGGCCAAGGGCAAAAACAAAGCGGUACCGGUACCUCGCAAAUGA